AUGGGCGCAGUCGGGCUUCCCGACGACGUGGGCACAGCAAUGGCUACAUCAGUGGCUCUGAAAAUAGCGAAGAAAGAGCUGAGAACCCUAAUGAAAAAGAAGCUUUCAAGUGUACCCUCAGCGUCGGUUGAGUCCCAAAGUGCUACAAUAUUUGAGACAGUCACAGGCUUCAAGCCAUACCAAGACGCAAAGCGCAUUGGUAUUUACCUGUCAAUGCCAAUAGGCGAGGUCCAAACGGAUGCCAUUGUACGCCAUGCUCUUCAGUCUGGAAAGCAGGUUUUUGUGCCGUAUCUUCAUAAGGCUCAGGAUCCACCUCCUGACACUCCUCGCUCCGUAAUGGAAAUGGUGGAUUUAAGGACUCUAUCUGAAUAUGAUUCUCUGGAAAGAGACAGCUGGGGAAUACCAACAAUCGGUCCGAAUACUGUGGACCAACGAGAACAUAUACUCAAAAGCUCAACUCAAGAGAACAAGCCACUUGAUCUCAUACUCAUGCCCGGUGUGGCUUUUGACCUUGACCCAAAGACUGGCUAUAUCAGGCGGCUAGGUCAUGGAAAGGGCUUUUACGACUACUUCUUAUACAGAUACAUGCAAAGUCGAGAAUCACAGGCGACGGGACCGACGAGCCCAGGAACAGAUGUAAUUUUAUGUGGUCUGGCUCUUCAGGAGCAAUUUCUGGGUACCCAGACCAGAUCCUCAGUUCCCGUAGGAGACCAUGAUAACCUGUUACACAGUCUGGUGGUAGGCGAUGGAAAACUCUUGGAAGGCCCUCUCAGGGAAUAG
Messenger RNA from Cadophora gregata, 780 nucleotides. RefSeq lists its product as uncharacterized. Gene Ontology annotation, biological process: tetrahydrofolate interconversion; folic acid-containing compound biosynthetic process. The transcript has 2 exons. The record is from RefSeq and is a predicted model, not a curated record. Lineage: Eukaryota; Fungi; Ascomycota; Leotiomycetes; Helotiales; Ploettnerulaceae. Gene Ontology annotation, molecular function: 5-formyltetrahydrofolate cyclo-ligase activity. Bases 1 to 780 code for a protein of 259 amino acids. Gene Ontology annotation, cellular component: mitochondrion.